UGUAGACGCGUUUCGACGCAUUCGUUAUGUCACACUUUCACUCUCGAUUAUUCUGACAACUGCGAAAGAACGAUGGCGUUGAAAAGCAAAUAUGCGGACGUAUCAAUCCCCGAAACCUUAUCUUGGCCGGAUUUUGUGUUUAGAGACUUCGAGAAGUAUGGGAAUCAAACAUCUAUCAUAUGCGGCGCAACCAAACGCGAAUACACGUUUUCACAAGUAAGGGAUUUGAGCAGAAGAGUCGCCUCGGCUUUAAGCAAAAGAGGACUUCGCAAGGGAAAUGUGGUUGCCCUGUUUGCUCCGAACGUUCCUGAAUUUCCCAUUGUAUUCCUUGGAGCUCUUCAAAUUGGUGCGGUCGUGACCGGUGUCAAUCCAUUCUUCACAACCGAAGAACUGACCAAUCAGCUCGAAGCAGCUGACGCAGUAUGUAUCAUCACUGUUCACCAGUUGGAACAUCGGGCCAAAGAAGCCGCGAAGAAACUGGGUAUAGACCACAUGUUUGUUCUUGGGGAUGACGUUGAAGAUGAGUAUGACUUGGUUUCAAUCCUUUUCAAUGAUGACGGGUCGAGUUUGCCACACGUCACGUUUAACCCAAAAGAGGAUUUAGCAAUUCUUCCGUUUUCCAGUGGGACUAGCGGUCUUCCGAAAGGCGCCAUGGUAACACAUUAUAACUUGGUUGCUCUGGGCUGCAUUGCGACUGCACGUGGCUUUAUGGAUUUUAAACAAAUUACUACAGAGCAAAAGAAUUCUACUACUCUAGCUUUUGUUCCAUUUCACCGCCCUUUCGGCCUAAUAGCUGUUCUAUCUCUCAGUUUGCAACAAGGAAGUUGCUUAGUUUCAGUGCCAAGAUUCGAACAAAACAGAAUAUUUAAUCUUUUGCAGGAUUACAAGGUGACACUUCUCGUAACCGAGGCGUCAGUAGUGCAUCUCCUUUCCAUCCAUCCAGCAGUAAAUAACACCGAUUUGUCGUCACUAGCGGAGGUGAUAUCCAGGGCUGGUGAACGAGGAGAGAUUUGUGUCAAAGGUCCGACAAUGAUGAAAGGUUAUCUGAACGACCGAGACGCUUCACAACAAAUUAUUGACGGUGAAGGCUGGCUUCACACGGGAGAUUUGGGUUACUAUGACCAAGAUGAGCAUUUCUUCAUCGUGGACAAACUCAAGGAUUUGAUCAAGUUCAGAGGAGAUCAGGUGUCUCCUUCAGAGCUCGAAGUUCUCCUCAAGACCCACCCGGCCGUAUUUGACGCAGCUGUUAUUGGGUUCCCAGACCCUGAAGUUGGAGAAUUGCCCACAGCUUUCGUUGUGAGUAUGAACGAAGAAGAUUUGACUGAAAUGGAAGUUAUUCAAUACGUGGACGAGAAUGCAGCAACUCACAAAAAACUUCGAGGAGGUGUACUGUUUAUUAAUUCGAUUCCCAGAUCUGAGGAAGGAGAAAUCCUUCGAACAGAAUUAAGAGACAAAAUGAUUCAAGGAAAGUACAAACCAGUACAGAUGAGAAGAGGGUCGCUUUUUGGAACCGAGGAAAACAAAAGAUUUUCUAUAAUGAGAAACUCUUUACCGAUGACUAGGAAUUUACCACGAAACAAUGAAACAAUUCUGGAGGAAGAAUCCGAUCAAUUGCAAGUUCCAAGAUCAAAAAGCUGUGUUAUAUUAUGAAAGGAACUCGUGCCCUCUUACAUGAAUAACAGAUAAUGCUGAUGGUGUUAAUGCAUUGAUCAUGAAGGCUUCAUUUGGCCGCGGUUUCUUUUUCAGGAAUAAGGAAAAGCCUUUAAAUGUCAUUCAUUAGAUUAAAAUUUUUCCCUGAAGUUCACAGGUUCCCAUUUAUACUGCGACUGCUCUUUCUUUAAGGAUUUAGUCUGCUUAUCUUUGUUUGUUGUAAAUAUCUUGCCGUAUUUACAAGCUUCACGAAUGGCGAAGUGCCACUUGCCUUUCAUAUCGAGAAUGUUAAUUUAUAACAUUUUAAAAAGAAAAUAAUAUGCCUGAGGCAAAUUUGACAAAGCAUGUAAAAAGAGUUGUGUAGGUAAAAUUAAGCGAAGGAAAGUGUAAUAGUAAAAUAAAUCCUACAUUCUCCUU
Messenger RNA from Pocillopora damicornis (cauliflower coral), 2067 nucleotides. RefSeq lists its product as uncharacterized. The record is from RefSeq and is a predicted model, not a curated record. Gene Ontology annotation, molecular function: CoA-ligase activity. NCBI's taxonomy places the organism in Eukaryota, Metazoa, Cnidaria, Anthozoa, Scleractinia, Pocilloporidae.